GGAGAGACGGAGGAUUGGAGGAGACGAAUCCAUCUGUAUGCAGUUAGCGCUUCCGUCGGUGGGAGACGGAGUAUCCUGCCGUUUUCUUUAGAAACUUGGAAACUGUAUGCGAUAGAUGAAUGCUAAACCCACCUCACGUUUUUCUCCUUCCCUUUUCCUGAACUUAUAAAAGCGUUUUAAACGCCAUUGUCUCAGGAAGCGAGCGCUUUAUUACACUCACAGAAACACCGUCCUGAGGAACAUCAUCAUGAGUGUGUUGCCCCCUGUACGAAAAGACCGCAUAAUCGGCCAGCUGCCUAAGUGCUUCAACAAAGGUGCUGCUUUGAACACGGACAAUGAAUUCCACAGCAAGGUGAAGACGGCCUGUCAGCAGCAGAGGACAGGAACCGUGGGUAGGUUUAAAAUCUCCAAGGUCAUUGUAGUGGGUGAUCUUGCAGUGGGGAAAACCUGUUUGAUUAAUAGAUUUUGUAAAGAUGUCUUUGACAAGAAUUACAAGGCCACCAUUGGUGUGGACUUUGAGAUGGAGAGGUUUGAAGUUCUUGGAGUCCCCUUCAGUCUACAACUGUGGGACACUGCAGGACAGGAGAGAUUUAAAUGCAUUGCCUCUACAUACUACAGAGGAGCUCAGGCUGUAAUCAUUGUGUUUGAUUUGACUGAUGUGGCUUCACUGGAACAUACAAGGCAAUGGCUGGAGGACGCAAUGAAAGAGAAUGAUCCUACAAGUGUAUUACUUUUCUUGGUUGGCACAAAGAAAGAUCUGAGUUCUCCUGCACAGUAUACACUAAUCGAGCAGGAUGCCAUUAAACUGGCAGAUCAGAUGAAGGCAGAGUACUGGGCUGUGUCCGCAUUGUCUGGGGAGAAUGUGAGAGAGUUUUUCUUCAGAGUUGCAUCUUUAACAUUUGAGGCCAAUGUACUGGCAGAACUGGAGAAAAGUGGAUCCAGACGGAUUGGGGAAGUUGUUCAAAUCAACAGCAACUCAAAUAACCUGUAUGCAGCUUCCAAGAAGAAACAGUCUAACUGUUGUCAGUAAAGACUAACAUUGUGAAAAUGCAAACAUUUGCACCAACAAAUAAUGGUACCAAAGCAAAACAUGCACACAAGCGUACAUGAACGUACAUAGGGAGAAUAUAAAAAGUGGGAUGGACAAUAUUUCAACCAAAGGUUUGUCCAGAGAACCGUGUGGUUUGUUAUUCAGAGGGUGUAACUGCAUAUCCGCUGGAUAAAAGAAAACAUUCUUUUGUUGGACAACUUGUCCAUUGCGGUAUUCUGUUUUCCUAGGAGUUCUAUGCACAAUUUAUGCAUAAUAGUUAUCAGUGAUUAUUAUAUUGUGUUAAUUACAAAUACAUUUUUAUUUUACAGUUUUACUUAGUUUCUAGUCAGCAGUGAUUUUAAAAGGUACACAAGAGGAUCAUGCAUGAGUUGCACAAAAAGCAAUAAACAGUGAUAAAUGACAGUUAUAAUAAAAUACAGUUAUCUUGAAGUUAUAUAGGAAUUCCUUCAUAUAGCUUCAAAUUGAAUUUUGCUGUAAAGAAUUUAUAAGUAUUAGGACUUGUAUUCAUAGUUUUUUUUUUGUGACUGACGUUUUUAUUCUAAAUAAAAUGCUUUUCCUUUUUCUUAA
Messenger RNA from Ctenopharyngodon idella (grass carp), 1618 nucleotides. It is a transcript of the gene rab34a, whose product is annotated as RAB34, member RAS oncogene family a. Bases 248 to 1030 code for a protein of 260 amino acids. Lineage: Eukaryota; Metazoa; Chordata; Actinopteri; Cypriniformes; Xenocyprididae. The transcript has 11 exons. Gene Ontology annotation, molecular function: GTPase activity; GTP binding. The record is from RefSeq and is a predicted model, not a curated record. Gene Ontology annotation, biological process: endocytosis; phagosome-lysosome fusion.